AUGACUGAGAGCAUCGACAUCGGCGAAGCUCUUAAGACUUAUGUCAAGGAUGAAUCCCCCAGGGAGGGGCCCGGUGACACAACGCCAUUCGCUGGAAAUGGCCCUAUGGACUUCUUGCGGCCGCAGGCCAGUGCUCAUCCCCGUCCACGUUCACCCUCCCCUGUCCAGUUCGAGGGCCUGAACCUUGAGAUUGAAGUCGAUCCUGGGGAUGCUUGUGCGGACAGGAGUUUGGGACACGGGGCUUUUGGCGCUGUGGAGACGGCAGCCUAUGUGGACGAGAAUGGUGUGCGCCAUCAGGUGGCUGUUAAGUAUGCAGACAGCCUGGAGGAGGGCAAGGCCCAUGAGGCGCUGCACAAUGAGCUGCGAGUCUUCAGCGCUGUGGGUCACCACCCAAAUGUGAUACGCUGUUUCGGGGGCAGGCUCAACUGUGGCAGCCGCCGGCCUGGGGGUGCGAGGCUCUGUGUGGUGCUGGAGCUCAUGCAGAGGAACCUCGCCGAUUACCUGUACUCCCCUGAGUUCGAGGAGUGCACGUACAGGACGAGCCUGAAGAUGUGCCUGGACUUGGCAGAAGGCCUGAUGUGGCUGCACUCAAAGAACAUCAUCCACUAUGACCUGAAGCCUCAGAACAUAUUGCUGGCAGAGGACAUGACCGCCAAGAUUGCGGAUUUUGGUGAGUCGCAGCUGCGUUGCGCCAGGACCAUAACGGCCGAGUUCCGGGGCACCCAGAACUACAUGGCCCCCGAGAUACAGAUGUCCAGGUACUACAACAAGCUGCGGGGCACCAAGAAGGCGGACAUCUUCUCUUUUGGGGUGAUCCUAUGGGAGUGUGUCACGGCCAAGAGGCCUCCCUCCCCAGAGGACGUCUUCCUCGGCAAGAGGGGCACCAGGCGGGGCGAGGUUCGGAUCGGCACCUCGCUGCUGACGGUGGGCGAGGGGUGCCCGACGGGCAUCGUGGAUCUGAUCGCCAGGUGCACAGACCUGUUGAUCGACAAGCGGCCAACCAGCGAGGAGAUCCGAGACGAGCUGGAGGCGCUGCUGACAGAGCCGUGGGUGGACAACCUGAUCUUGCCCACCAGGGUCAAGCCCAGUCCCAAAGAGAUCCAGCCUGCGGCGAGCAGCAGUGAGAGGAACCGCUGCACAGGCGAGGCGAAGAUCGAGACGGCGAUGCUGGCUGCCCGGAGGGACCUGACGGCAGACGAGCUCAGGAUGAGGGGCCUUGCAUUGAGUGAGGGUCCUUUCUCAGCAGUAGAGCAGGCUGUGUACACUGACUGUGAGGGUGAGCGGCAUGAUGUGCUCGUGAAAUUCGCGCGGCAUCCCUGCCUGUGGCGAUGCUUCAAGGACGAGCUGGACAGCUUUGCGCAGGUGCCAGGGCCACAGCAUGGCUCCCUAGCGCGGUGCUUUGGCGGGAAGGUGGGCACGGUGGACUGGGAGGACGACGUGGUGCCAGUCCCUGGGCAGGUGUUCAUAGUGGAGGAGAUGUACGACAUGAGCCUGGACCACUUGAUCCAUCAGGACUACAGUAUCCGGCUGUUCAAGGCCAAGGAGGGUAGGGUUGACUUGGAUGGGUCCAAGCUCCUGGCAAUCCUGGCAGAUGUGGCAGACGGCCUGGCCCACCUUCACGCCCACGGCAUCAUCCACUACUUCGUCUGCCCAAGGAACAUCAGGGUGGAUCGGUCUGGAGGGGCCAAGGUGGGGGGCUUCCACCUGUCGUCUCUGCGGACCAAGGCAACAUGCUGCACCUCCGACUGCAGUGAGGCGCUCGAGGGGUACGACCUGCCGGUCGGGUACAUGGCCCCAGAGCUGGUGCUCAGCAACUACGACCAGACAAUGAACAUCACCAGCAAGGUGGAUGUUUACUCCCUGGGCGUGGUGAUGUGGGAGGUGGCCACACUGAAGGACCCGCCAGGCAAGGCGGGCACGACCACCUUUGGGAAUGCCAGUGUCGUCAACUCAGCGACGUGCUUUGGUAGGCUGUUCCAGCUGGACGAUGGCGUGCCUGAAAAGCUGAGGACGCUCAUCCAGGACUGCCUGAAAUACGAUCCGGCCGAGCGGCCCACUUGCAGCGAGGCCAAGGCCAGGCUGGAGGGUGUGAAGGGGAACACAGUGUGGAAGCUGGUGCCUGACGACUAUGAGCUCCCGUCCCAUCACUCCGACGGGGCCAUAGCACUGCAUUUUCAGGACUGCAUUCCACCUGCACUUGCCCACUCCUGCAAUCUUGGGCUCGGGAAAAGGCAGGUCAGCCAGAUGCAGUCCAUCUGUGAGAGCGACAAGACGGGGCAGAGCACAACGAGCGGCAGCAGUGGGGGCUGCGCCCUGUGCAGUCAGUCUGAGGAUGCCGAUGGGGUCGAGCAGCGGGUCGAGAUCACCGGCCGCAGGAGCGCCCCCUCCGAGCUCUUCCACAACAUUUUGGCCAAGACGCUGUCGUUCUGUUGGCGAGCCUUUCCCGCGAUGCGUCCGGGGGCGGGUCGGUAG
Ostreobium quekettii is the source of this 2472-nucleotide messenger RNA. The record is from the annotation of a GenBank genome assembly. NCBI's taxonomy places the organism in Eukaryota, Viridiplantae, Chlorophyta, Ulvophyceae, Bryopsidales, Ostreobiaceae.